GCCAGUCGAGCUGGUGGAAGCCGUCGCUCCUCGGAUUGUUCCGCUUGGUCUCACUUUAAGUUUUGUGGCUUCCCAGAGGAAUAAAACAUAAAAUAAAAUAAAUCAAAGCAGGAGGACGAAAGCACUGAAGAGGUGAAGAACUUUAAACAGAGUGUGUUUGUCGGCUUGUCACUGUGGUACAAACAUGACUGAGGUGGCGCAGGUGGCAGCCGUAGAGGCCCACGACGUGGAAGAUAAAGAAAGCGAUGUGACAGCCAAUGACGUCGAGGGUAGAGGUGAGAAGGCAUCCACAGAAGAUAAGAAGCCUCGUCGCAGGAAUGAAACAGCGAGUAAUGAGACUGACAAGACACACGUGAACGGUUUGGAGCACAAAGAAAAGAAAGGGCAAAAUGAGAGCUCGGGAGAUGUUAAUGGUGUUUCACAGAAGGAGGAGGAUGAGGAAGAGCCACAACCUGAAACAAAUGAAGACCAGAACAUUUCUGAUGUGGCAUUCAAAAAAGAGAAACUCCUCAGGUCCAGAAAGCCGGUGGCAAGAAGCUACGUGCCAAAGCUCAACAAAGACAAGGAGAACGUGACGAGCAAAUUUGAGGCCAUGCAGAAGACCAGGGAGGAGCGCAGCCGACAGAGGAACAGGGAGGAGCAGCAGAAGAGGAAGGAGCAAUACGUCAAGGAGAGAGAGUGGCAUCGCAGGAAGCAGCAGAUAAAAGAACUGCUUGCUUCCAGUGAUGAGGAAGAGGAGGUGAAGCCAGCGAAGGUGGAAAAAUCUUACGUCCCCAAAAUCAAAGGUAGUGUGAAGGGGAAGUUUGCAGAAAUGGAAAAACAAAGACAAGAGGAGGAGAGGAAGAGGAUGGAGGAAGAGAGGAAGAAGAGGGAGGCCCAGGAUAAGCUGGAGAAAGCCAAAAUCCAGAAAGAACUGGCUCAAAAAGCUGCUGAGGAAGGAGAUGACACAAUCCUGGUACGUGUGGUCCCGGCGAAGCCGUCACGACCUCCCGGCAAAAUCAAAGUGAAUUUUGAAGACAUGGAGAAGAAUCGAGAGGAGGAGCUAAAAAGGAAGGCAGAAGAGGAGAAAAAAAGACGCUACGAUGAAAACAAGCGCUCCUUCCGGGAAGUGAAGAGACGCUCAGUUAAUCAACAGGAUGAAGAGGAGAAACCUUCCGAUAAGGUUCAAGUGACUCCUGGAAAGCUGAAACUGACAUUUGAGGAGCUGGAGAAAGAAAGGCAGGAGCAGAGGAGGAAGCAAGCUGAGGAGGAAGCCAAACGCCGCCUGCUAGAGGAGAAGAAAGCUUUUGAGGAGGCCAGGCUGGGAAUGGAAGAAGACGAGGAAAGCACUCAGCCCGGACAGGAAGACAAGGAGGAGUUUCGUCCAGGAAAACUGAGACUGAGCUUUGAAGAGCUGGAGAGACAAAGGGUAGAGGAAGAGCGCAAGAAAGCAGAGGAAGAGGCCAAGAGACGGAUGGAGGAGGAGAGAAGAGCUUUUGCUGAAGCCAGGAAAAGCAUGCUUGUAGAUGAGGAUGACGAGGUGCUGAUGGCCUUGCUGAACCUGGAGGGCAGUGAGCCUGGGAAGAUAUGUGUCAGCUUUGAGGAGCUGGAACGCCAGAGGAGAGAGGAAGAGCAGAAAAGGGCAGAGGAGGAGGCUAAGAGGAGACUGGAGGAGGAAAAGAGGCUGUUUGCUGAGGCCCGCAAGAGCAUGAGCCCUGGUCUGGAUCAGGAAAAGUCUGCAUUUGGAGAUGAAACAGUGCUAGAUGAGGACGAAGGGAUGGUAAAGAGUGAGUCUCAGGAAGCCCUGUACCCCAGGAAACUGGAGAUCAACUUUGAAGAGCUGCUGAAAGAGAAGGAGGAAGCUGAGAGGAGACGCAAGGCAGAGGAGCGCAAAAAGAAAAUGGAGCAAGAGAAGCAGGAAUUCGAACAACUCAGACAAGAAAUGGGCGAGGAAGAAAUAAAUGAAAGCUCGGAUGUUGUAAGCAAAGAGUAUGAAGAGCUCACUAAGCUCAAGAGAACCGGCUCCAUUCAGGCCAAAAGCCUCAAGUCCAAGUUUGAGAAGAUCAAGCAGCUGACUGAGGAGGAGAUUCAGAAGAAGAUCGAGAUGGAGAGAGCCAAGAGGAAGGCCAUCGAUGAUGAAAUUAAGGAGAGAGAAGCUGAGCGGUUCCAGGAGGAUGAGGAUCGGGAAACGACUCCAGCGAGGGCCGAGGAUUCACCGUUCAAACAGAAAGUGGACAUGCGAGCCCGCUUUGAGCAGAUGGCCAAAGCCAGAGAGGAGGAGGAACGGAGGAGGAUAGAGGAGCAGAAACUGCAGAGGAUGCAGUUUGAGCAGCAGGAGAUUGAUGCCGCCCUCCAAAAAAAGGAUGAUGAUGUGGAGGACGAGGGUAGCAUCAUUAAUGGCUCUGCGGCUUACGAAGAUGAGGAAGAUCACGCCAGGUCAGGGGCCCCGUGGUUUAAAAAGCCCCUCAAAAACCAGUCGGUGGUAGAUUCUGAGCCAGUUCGGUUCACCGUAAAGAUCACCGGGGAACCAAAGCCAGAGGUGACCUGGUGGUUUGAGGGAGAGAUGCUUCAAGAUUGCGAGGACUAUCAGUACAUAGAGAGAGGAGAGACAUACUGCCUCUACCUGCCGGAGACCUUCCCCGAGGACGAGGGAGAGUACAUGUGCAAGGCUGUGAACAGCAGAGGCACGGCAGCAAGUACCUGCAUCCUCACAAUAGAAACUUACGACUACUGAUGCCGCCUCGUGUUCUGGAGAGUUUCCCUCUGUCUCUCACUCCUUUUGUAAAACGUCGUCCCUCCUGGCAUUGUCAAACAGAGGGAAGGAAAUAGCAGUAUGCUUGGCAUUCCUAAGGGAGGGACACAUAACACGCGUAUGCAAAAAACAAAGACAAGAUGUUGUUUGCGUAUUGCUCAAAUGUAAAGCUGCACUCCCCUCUAGGAUGGAAGAUGAUACCUGUGCCAAAAACAGACGUGAUUCUUGUUCCCACGACAAGGGCUGCACCAAAACUUCAAAACGAUCUCUCCUGCACGGCCCUGACAAUAUUCCUGCACAUUUCCUGCACUGUUCUGGUACUGUUCUGUAAAUAUCACACGUUUUGGUCCAUAAAUGGCAAAUGUUGAGCUUGAGGUAUUGAAAUGUAAAAUGUAACAUGUCCCUGUGCAUUCACUUAAAGAACAGCAGUUAUAUCGACGAUUUAAAGGCAGCCACAUGUUGCAGGAAAAAAAACCGCUGCAUCCCUGAUUUUUACCUGCAGCCUCUACAGAUUAAUUUUUCAUGCACCAACCAUUUUUUGUGUUAAAUGUACUACACUUAAAGUUGUCGAGGACAACCGUUUUAAGGUUUGAUAAUAAAUAUAAAAGUAGACUUGUCCGAUUAUUUGUCGUAUAUUAUAAAUAGAAAAAAAAAACUUUUAAUAAAAUGAAC
Messenger RNA from Oreochromis aureus, 3403 nucleotides. RefSeq names its product nexilin (F actin binding protein) (gene nexn). The transcript has 15 exons. The record is from RefSeq and is a predicted model, not a curated record. Gene Ontology annotation, biological process: dendrite self-avoidance; homophilic cell-cell adhesion; axon guidance. The coding region runs from base 185 to 2713 and encodes 842 amino acids. Gene Ontology annotation, molecular function: cell-cell adhesion mediator activity. Lineage: Eukaryota; Metazoa; Chordata; Actinopteri; Cichliformes; Cichlidae. Gene Ontology annotation, cellular component: axon; plasma membrane.